AUGAUUAAUGCUCUGCCCACUAAGGGAAAAACCCAUCCUUCUUUCAUAACGAUAGGCAGGUGGGAUUGUACUGAUGGUUCUAGGCCUAUUUUAAGAAUAAAUGUUGUUGAAAGGUCUCAAGUUGAGUCUACAUCAGCAGCACUACCCCCACCCACAGACCCACCAUUGCCACAACAUUUAGCCGAUGAUGCUUCAAUACAAUAUGAGGGCCUGGGUGAUUAUUUAAUAGAUAUGGAUGAUCCUGAUAGUGAUGAAGAAGAGUGUGAUGGAGAUAAUGUGGGUGAUGGGCAUCCAAGUGGUUCACAAAGCAACCACAACUUCAAUGAUGGAACCGUUUUUUACAAUGGGCAAACGUUUGACAACAAGGAUUAUUUGAAGGUUUUAUUGAAGAAAAUUUUGAAUAAAGACCCCUUUUGUUUAAAACCGAACAAGAGUAAUAACAAAUAUUAUAAGGUGGAAUGCAAAUCUCCUAAUUGUGGUUGGAUGUUGCGGGCCAGUAAGUACGAGAACUCAGAUAGAUUUCACAUUUACAAGUACGUUGGUGAUCACACUUGCGGGGUUGAACAUGUUACGAGCACUUAUAAGAAUGCCUUGGCAGUUGUCCUUGCAUCAGUCUUGAUGAAUGACUAUAUUGACAACAAAGGGCCAAUGACAAAGGAAAUUCAGAGGACGGUUUUCAGGGAGUUUCAUUGUAAACCAAGCUACUGGAAGUGUUGGAAGGCGGGUACAAUGGCUAAGAACAUGGUUAGGGGGACACCGGAGCAUAGGUAUGCUUGCUUACCGGCUUAUUCUUACAUGGUUGAAACUCUAAAUCCAGGUUCCAGAAUUUGCAUUAGCCUUGAUGAUGUUAUUGUCGUUGACGGCACUGGCAAGUACGAGGGUGUAUUGUUGUCUGUCGUCGCACAGGAUAAUGAGAGCCAUGUCUAUCCAAUUGCUUUUUGUGUGGUGGACAAGAAGUGUGAUGAAUCUUGGACCUACUUCUUCGAGCAACUGAAGCAUAUAAUCCCCCAUGAACCAGACUUGUGCAUCAUCUCUGAUAGGCACAAGAGCAUAGCUAACAGUGUUUCCAGAAUUUUUGAGCAUGCUCAUCAUGGACUAUGCAUGAAGCAUCUCGGUGAUAACCUACAUAAAAAUUACCAAUGUGGAGAAUCUUUUCAUGUAUGCUAUGAUGCAGCAAAGGCAUAUGGUUAUCGGGAGUGUAGUGAACAUUUUCAUCAAUUCAGGGAUAAAUGCCCCGAAGCAGUUAAUUCCCUCGAGUUUGAUAUUGGAUUUGACAAGUGGAGCGAAGCACAUUUUCCAGCAAAUAGGUACGAUGUUUUGACCACAAACAUUGCUGAGUUGCUAAACUCAAUGUUGAGGGGAGAGUACCCUGUGACUGCCUUAUUCACUUCCAUUUCUAGGAGGUUUGCUGAAAUUUUCAUGUAG
Molecule: messenger RNA, 1425 nt
Organism: Lycium ferocissimum
Lineage: Eukaryota; Viridiplantae; Streptophyta; Magnoliopsida; Solanales; Solanaceae
Exons: 2
Coding region: 1-1425 (474 amino acids)
Source: RefSeq, a predicted model, not a curated record